AUCGACCGCGCCUACCCCGAGUUUGCCGCUAUAUAAAGAGGAGCUGACGAAGGACAAGACAGAGUAUCCAAGACACUCGUACAUUCAACAUGCAUUCCAAGGUCGUUCUCGUUGUGUUGGGCCUGGCUGCCCUCGCUACAGUCUACGCUGCCCCUGGAGCAUCCUCAGAGGAAUCCUUCGAAUCCAGCGAGGCCAAGUACAACUUCAACUGGGCCGUGAGAGACGAAUCCUCCGAGAACGACUUCGGACACCAGGAGGCCCGCGAAGGAGACGACACUCAGGGAUCCUACUACGUCCACCUCCCCGACGGCCGCCUCCAGAAGGUGUCCUACCACGUCGAUGGGGAUGACGGUUACGUGGCCGAAGUCUCCUACGAAGGAGAGGCUCGCUUCCCCGACUCAGCCUCUUACGAAUCCAACGAAUCUAAAUAAGAUGGGACCCUGGGAUCCCCUUGUGGAACCUCCGGAAUUUUCAAUACUAAAUUAUUUAUGAAGAAUAUUUAUUCCUGCCAAUUAUAAAUAAAUUCAUUUGGUGAAA
This is a messenger RNA of Macrobrachium nipponense, 537 nucleotides long. RefSeq names its product pro-resilin-like. The coding region runs from base 90 to 431 and encodes 113 amino acids. The transcript is spliced from 3 exons. The record is from RefSeq and is a predicted model, not a curated record. Gene Ontology annotation, cellular component: extracellular matrix. NCBI's taxonomy places the organism in Eukaryota, Metazoa, Arthropoda, Malacostraca, Decapoda, Palaemonidae.